Schistosoma haematobium is the source of this 12485-nucleotide messenger RNA. RefSeq lists its product as uncharacterized. The transcript has a single exon. Lineage: Eukaryota; Metazoa; Platyhelminthes; Trematoda; Strigeidida; Schistosomatidae. The coding region runs from base 9520 to 11934 and encodes 804 amino acids. The record is from RefSeq and is a predicted model, not a curated record.
AUGGAGUUCCUGAGAAGAUUGUCAACAUUAUCCGGAACUCAUACGAUGGGCUACAGUGCAAAGUCGUGCAUGGAUAACAGCUGACAGAUGCAUUCCAAGUGAGAACCGGAUAUAGACAGAACUGCUUACUCUCGCCCUUUUUCUUCUGGUGGUCGACUGGCUUAUGAAGAUUUCCACAUAUGAAGAAAAGCACUGAAUACAAUGGACAGCUCAGAAGGAACUAAAAGAUUUGAACUUCGCAAAUAGCCUAGCCCUCCUAUCCCAUACACAACAACAAAUGCAGAUGAAGACAGCUACCGUAGCAGAAGCCUAUGCAUCAGUGGGCCUCAACAUACACAAACAAAAAAGCAAGAUCCCCAAAUAUAACACAAAGAACACCAACCCAAUCACAUGUGAAGGAGAAGCUCUGGAAGAGGUGGAAUCCUUCACGUACCUGGGAAGAAUCAUGAUGGACAAGAAGGUUCAGAUGAAGACGUAAAGGGGAAGACUGACAAAGCAAGGGCCGCUUUCCUACAAUUGAAGAACAUAUGGAACUCAAAAUAACUUUCAACCAAUAUCAAAGUGAAAAUCUUCAAUACGAAAGUCAAGACAGUCAGUCCUACUGUAUGGAGCUGAAACUUGGAGAACUACUACAACCGUCAUCAAAAAGGCACAAGUAUUUGUAAAUAGUUGUUUACGCAAGAUACUCAACCUCCAGUAGCCGGAUACCAUCAGCAACAGUCUUCUGUUGGAGAUAACAAACCAGCUUCCGGCUGAAGAGGAAAUUAGUGAAAGACGAUGGAAAUAGAUAGAAUAUACAUUGCGCAAGUCACCAAACUGCAUCACGAGGCAAGCCCUGACUUGGAAUCCUAAAGGGAAUCGAUUCUAUUUCCCGACGUAAUGUGUUCUUUGGCCUUCUUUUUCGCUUCCCUUUAGGAUUUUAUAUAUCUAUAAAAAUUGUUGCUCUGGCUGUUAGAAGGGGCAUCGACCUUGUGACUUCCGAAAAAUUUAGGCUUUCAUCCUGAGGCGUCAUAAUUUUUCCUUCAAUCCCCAUGGUAGAGUUUAAAUGGUUUAAUUUGUUUAAUCUGGUUGGCGUGUUUUUGGCAAGAUUUUUUUCUACGGGAUGGGGUUGCCCACCCCAUAACCCAACCCUCAUCUUUUGUGUGAGCUUGGGACCGGCAGUAGCUUUAGGAGAGCUACAGGCGGAAUUUGAUUAGUCAUACUUUAUAAUUAAUUUUACCUACUAGUUAACUUCAUCAAACAUUUAGGUCAUAAGUUUAAUCUUUUCACAAUUACUGAAUAACUUAUCAUUUUAUUUUUUCUCUGAAAAUUCAAUAUAAUAAUAUUGAAAAUAAAACUUUGUCUAAGUGCAUUGUUUUAGACAUUUUUAUUGGUUUAUCAAUGUCUGAUAAGCUUAAAUAAAUUUGAUUCAAGUUAACAUAUAAAUGUGAUAACCUCAUAAAAGGCUAAAUUAUUCUUGUUGAAUACCAUGAUUAUUAGAUUGUCAUUUUUUCGUUUAGUAUUACUAAUAUGUUUUGUAGAUUUUCUAAUAUGUAUGCCAAAUAAUAAGAUAAAUUUUACCGGUAGUGCAACAACAACAACAACUACUACUACACUUACCACAGGUACUACUAGAACUGUUACUACUAUUGAGCCUAUUACAACUACAACUUCUGAACCAACUACAACUCAUGGUGUAAUUACAAUAACAAAUGGAGAAACCACUGAAACAUCACUGAUAGUAACAACUAUUGGUUCUUUGAGCAGUAACAUAACUAACUCAUCAACAACUUUGCUGAAUCCUAUAAACACUUCCUCACUACAUUUCAAUAAUUCAUCCUUAAAUGUAAGAGAAGAGAGUAAUUUAUCGAAUGGGACAGUAAAUACUACUGAGUUCAUGCAAAGUACAGCUUUGCCAACAACUACAAAGAAUGACAUAAAUGGAACAACUAUCGGAUAUCCCAGAACAACUUUAUCACCACCAAUAGAAAAACAUGCUAAUAACUUAACUAAUACUACUAAUCCUUCAACUAAUUCAUCUCGACGACACUCUAUAAAAGGAAGAGUUAUUUUAGCUACAACACGUGAACAAGGUAGUAGAGUAUGGGGAUUAACUGCAGCAAAAGCUGAAUUGGCUUGUCAUAGAUUUAUAACUAAUCGUAGAAUUACUUCACCAUUAACCAAUAGGACAAGCAAUGAAAAUGUUAAACCAACUGAUUUAUAUCAAGCUCAUUUAUUAUCUGUUACAUCAAAUGAUGAGGUAAGUGUUGACUAUUUUUUUAAAUACAUGUCACAUGAGCGUACGAUAGCUUAUAAUCCAUGAAGUUUUCAUUGAUUUCUGUGCUUUAUUUCAAAUUAGCUUGAAAAGCGAUAAACAACUGUUGAAUAUGCAAGUUUCUUUGUUCAUUUUUCAAGCAGUUAAAAAGGAAAUAUAAUUACAAAGGGAAAUUCGGCAAGACUAUAAUUUAUGGACGAACCAAUCAGGUAUAAGAUAACAGGUCUCGGAUUUUGGCGCGAAAUUCACUCAAUUCAUUUGGCUAAAUAGAGUUUUGGCAUUAUAGCUGAUGCCAGUUCGUGAUGAGAACCCUAAAUCUAUUUCCUAACCUUAACCAUCAACUGUAAAUCAUAAUUCGAAUUCCUCACACUAAUUUAUAACCCUCAUUUUGUACUAGUUAUCAGGUAGACACUCCCAAGGUCAGUCUAAUGUCGCUCAAUGGUUGUCCAUAAAUUAUAGUCUCAACGGAAAUUCUCUUCAAAAUGAAUUAAAUUACAUAUCUGUUUAUUAUAUUGUUUUGUAUUAAGAAUCUGCUUGGUGUGAUAUUUAUAAAGUAAGCACAAUUGUUGAACAUGAAAAAGAUAACGCUUCUCUAAAAAUGAUAAAGAAAUAGAAGUUUAGUGUAGUUGAGACACAAAUUUUUAGAUCCAUACAGCUGGAAAGUAUUUACGCAAAAACUUAACUAGAUAUGAUUUCCGUUAUAAGCUAACACUAGGUGGAAAAACACUAAAAAUCAGGAAGUUCAGAACUCCUCAUAAGUGAAAACCUAUGAUAUUACACCAGUAAGGAUCUAGGAGGCUCAAGGUUUAAUAUAUGUAGACUGAUAAUGUAGAAUACCAUGAAGAAAAGGAUAUCAUUGUUUUUAAUAUGAGUGGUGAUCAAAGACUUUUUUAAUAUGAAGAUGAUGUAUACUAUGAACCAAGUUCAAUUAGACUAACAUCUGGUAAGUGGAUCCACUUUACUAUGUCAAGUACGAUGCCAAUCAACUGUUUACUGCUCAUUAGAUUUCGGUGGUCACCUGGUUAUAGUUAGUUCAAAAAAGACUGUUUCACUCGCUAAAACGUUUAAGAUAAGUUGUAGCACUUAUUGCAAGUAUGCCUUGUUUUAGUCGGUAUUCUUAGUUACGUCCGACUUUAACUGUAACUUUGAUUGGUUGACAUCUGUAUUUUACACAAUAAGGUUUUAGGGAACUCUAUUAUUUUGAUCAUACAUCAAAUUAAGUUUGAAAAUUAUUUGGAAAGAAAGAGUAUGAAAUCAACAACAUUUCUAUAUAACAACCCAUUUUGGAAUCGAACUAAAAAUCAAACAAUCUCGUGGCUGUAUUACAUAUUCAUUUCGUAAACACUGCACUUCAUCAGUGUAGACCAAAGUUUUUUUGAUGAGAGUCUAUAAUGAAAUACAUAUAUAUACAUAUAUUUUCUUUUUUCACAAUCAGUACUGCUUAAUAUUACCGCUUAUCAUAAAUAUAUCGAACAUACAAUCUUAAUAACUGUUAGUCAUAUAAUGUAACUAGUUGUUCUGUUUCUAUGAGUUGUGACACAUUUCAUUUGAUUAAGCAUUGUUUUAUUAGGCAUUCUUAUUGGUUGUCUUGUUAAAAACUCAUCCUAAUUCGGAACUCAUCAGUAUUGUUGUGCGAUGACAAAAUCAGUUAGUUGAAAUUAUUUUCGUGACUAAUUUGCUACCCUGAUUAAAAACUGCUAUCAGUAACAGUGAUAAUAAUUUCAUAUUGUUACAAACUGAUUGAAGUUUUAACCCAUCAACUAUUAGAUUCUAAGCAAAGAUGGAUGGUGGCUAGUAGUGGAAUCCAGGACGCGCGUUUCUUCCUAUUUGGGACUCGUCGGAUGGAUGUACCUGCAUCCCACAGUUGAUAUUCACUGGGAUAUUCAAUGGGAAGUUCCAAAUAAACAAUACAAAAUGAAUUUAUUCAGUUCUAACUUCCAAAAUGAGAAAAAACACAUCCCACAAAACACUCUGGUUCUGUUAUCAGUUUUGUCAAUUCAUCGUACGAUAAUCAAUAAAACCGUCGAAACUCAGUUUUUGAUGUAGACGUAAUUUGGGUGAAUAUGUAGCACAAUGGAUUUUCGUCUUCACUCAACUGAAAAACUUACGAUACCUACAUCAUACUGUUUUACAACGUUAGAUUUUUGAUAACUACGCUCAAAUCAGUAACUGUGGUAAUAGGGGGUGAUGUUAAAAAAAUGUAUCGAAUAAACUGCUUCUGGAGGAUGCACACUAAGAAAAAAGCUAUUGAUCAAAUAACAAUUUGUAUCGAAAAUCUAACACGUGUCUGAUUUAUUAAAAAAAAUUUUUAAUCUGUGCUUCCUGGUUUUCCACGGUGGUCUAGCUUUAAUUAACUCAUGAAUUCAACUAUUGAAAUAACUACAAUCUCCAUAAAACCUCUUUUUGAUAAUAAUCAUCAUGUGCUCAUUAGUGACCAGUAGAGAUCAACCGGGUCUGUUGUGAGAUAGUAACUCACUGAUGACAAUAGUAGACGGUAGCGCAAUCUCGUGGAUUAUUUGAGGUUAGACAUUGAAACCGUUGGAUGCCAGCCCAGUGGUCUAGAGGUUGAGCGAUCGCGUGCGAGUCCGAAGGUUCUGGGUUCGGGCCCCGCGAGUGGGAUCGUGGAUGCGCACCGUCGAGGAGUCCCAUACCAGGACGAAACAGCCAUCCAGUGCUUCCAGGUCUUCCAUGGUGGUCUACCUUCAAUUGAUUCAUGAUUUCAACUACUGAAAUUGAUAAUAUCAUCCUUAAUGUAUUAUUUGUAAUGUCCACUUUUAGGAUAAUUUACAUCACAAAGUGACUGUACAUUAAUCACUAUCGAAAUAAACUAUGAAUGAUUAAAGAAGUGUUUUUUUCUAAACUUUUAGUCAGUUUGUACUUACGACCCAUCUAGAGAUAAAAGAAAGAAAAUUGUUAAAAUAGCCAAAACAUUUGCUUUUUAACCGGUUUAUUAAAGAAUUAGUUAACUACCUCAUUCAAAUUAUACAGAGUAGUUUUUCUCUUCAUUACAUUUUUAUCUGUAAAAGGAUAUCAAAUAUACUCUAGUAUUAGAAAAUAUUAUAGUUUUACUACAGGUGAAUACCAUACUUUGGAUUUGGUUAAUUUAAACGAAAAAUAUGACAAUAAUUAUGUAUGCUCUACCUAGACUCCUUACACUAGAAUAUAUAUACUGAAUAAUUUGAAUCAUUAAUAGUAUUUCUUUUAAACCUGGAUAUAAUGUAGAUGCAUCUGAGAAAAUAUAUUGGAAGUGAACUAGCUAAUUACACAAGUAUAUAUGCAUGUUGAUAGGAUGUAAAUAAAUUUGUGUUGUUAAGAUAAAAGAAAAAUCGAUUUCAUGGAACUUCUCAAUGAUGAAGUAAAAUAUUAAUGAAUUUGAGAAAAUCAUAUUUUUGGGUGAACAUGUUCAACAAUUACAUCAUUAUCAAUAUGGUGAUUGUAAGAAAUUGUUAAGAUUUUGAUUGAGAUCAUGAACCGAUUGAUGUUAGACCACCAUUGAAAACCUGGAAGCAGUGGACGGCCGUUUCGUCCUAUCGUGGGACUCCUCAGAAGUGCGCAUCCAAGAUCCCGCUCUCGUGACUCGAGCCCAGGGCCUUCAGUCUCGCACGCGAACACUUAACCUACUGAACCACUGAGCCGGCAUCCAGUGGUGUUAAUGUCUAGCCUCAACCAAUCCACGAAAUUGCGCGACCACAAUAGGACGAAACGGCCGUCCAGUGCUUCCAGGUUUUCAAUAGUGGUCUAACAUCAAUCGGUUCAUGAUCUCAAUAAAAAAUUACAUCAUUAUCGUACUUGAUUUGUUAAAAUUACUGUUUUACUGUUUUAACAAUAUUAAUUUAAACUUUUUCAGGUGAUGACUAAGAUAUUUAUUAAGCUGACUGAAAACCUACACAAAAACUAUUUCAAACUCAUUAUUUGAUGUAGAUAUUAUUAUGAUAUUCUUUUCAACUUUUUAACAUACUUUAAGAAUUAGAUUAGAUAUACCAGUUUUAAAAGUGAAUUUGUCAGAAGGAAGAAAGAACUCUGAAUCAGUCUCUUUUAUUUUAUGUUCCAAUGGAUAUAUUCCGUUUACCUAUCAAGUUGACAAACAGAAUGUGUAUUAGUAUCAGAAGGGAUUUUUGUGGAUAUUAUAGUAAUUUUAAUGGUUGAAAUCAUGAGUCAAUUGAAGCUAGACCACCAUGAAAAACCUGGAAGCACUGGACGGCCGUUUCAUCCUACCACAGGACUCCUCAGUGGCAAUGCGCACCCAUGAUCUCGCCUCUCGAGAUUCGAACCCAAGACCUAUCGGUUUCGUGCACGAGUACUCAACCACUAGACCACUGGGCCAGCAUCCAACGGUGUUAUCGUCUAACUUCAACCCAUCCACAAAAUCGCGUUACCAUCCACCAUUGUUUUCCGUGAGUUAAUAUCUCACAACAGACCUGGUUGCACUCCACUAGUCAUUGCUUCUCACUAGAACUCCAUGAAAUACCUCUUGAAACCAGUUACUAGUGAGUAUAUGUUGAUUAAUAUUAGAAGGGAUAUUCAUUUUUAAUCUUUUUUGAAUUGAUCAUCAUUAUAUAUUAGUAAAUAGAUCAAACUAUCAAUGAUAAUACUUUCAUUACAAAUUUGAUAAAACUGUUACAUUUCAUCUAACCAUCGAGUAAGUAACGCAGUUGUUAGGACACAGGUACUAGGUAAGGAUGGCAAAUCAGUGGAUAAAGUAGUGAAACUUCAUCAGUUGAGAUGGCUGGGACACGUAUUACGUACGCGCGAUCACCGACCGCCUCAAUGUGCGAUGUUCAGUGGUAUAGGAGUAGAUUGGAAGAAAGCUAGGGGUGGCCAGACCAAAACAUGGCACAUGUCCAUGAAGUCACUGACAAGUGGACUGAGACAUGUUGGUAGGUGUAGACUACCUUGUUGGGAUCCACGAGACAACACCAACCGAUGGUUAGAGGCCCUGAAUGGCAUGGCUCAAAAUUGUUUGCGGUGACGCAGGUGAAUCCACUCUUUGUGUUCUCCCAAAUUCUAAUCUUCUGAAUUCUUCAUGUCCCUUUUUUUCUCUUUCUAAAUUUAUUUCACUGGAUUAUACUCCUUGAAUAUCAUCUUGAAACCCUAAUGUUUACGAUUACUGCUUAUACUUUUACUACCUCUACCAAUAUGGGAUUUGAAUCGACAAAUGCAUCUGUGUGCUAAUGUGGUAUGGCAGCUCGAACUAAUGUACGUGCGUACGAAGUUCUACGUUGUUACUGACUGGCCUGACUGACAUCUAGCAUAAUAAUAUGCACUCAUUUUUUUAGGUAUUAUAACUUAUUUAGUAUUCUUUUCUAUAAUAAUAAAGGAAAUAUUGAAUGUUUUACAAUAAAAGUGUAUAAUAAUAUUAUAUGAUGUAAUAAAUAUUCGAUUCAAUGUUAAUAUUCAUGCACUUUUUCAUUCAUUCAUGUUGUUAUACGUCACAAUAUUCACGUUUCAAUAAUUUUCUUUAUAUGCACUGACUAGACAAUAUUUAACCCCUCAGUACAAAAAUACCAAAAAAGAAUAAAUAAAGUGGUUAAAUGUCUAAAUGUAAUUUGAUUAGUUUACAAUGUAUUAAAUAAUGAAUAAAUUGUUUAUAUAAUUGUGAACUUUUGAAAUCAUUAAAUUUAUAUUUAGAUUAGAUUAUUAUAAUAGAAUUAUUUAAAUGAACCAUUAUUUCAUUUAGAUUUUUCUUAUAACUUAUCACUUCCUAUUUUGUUCAAGUUACACAUGUACAUAAUAAAAUAAACAUCGAUGGAUUCCAGUUCAGUGGUCUAGAGGUUGAACAAGACCAGAGAUCCUGAGUUCGAGUCCCGUGUGUGGACGAAACGGUCGUCCAGUGCUUCCAGGUUUUCAAUGGUGGUCUAGCUUAGAUCGACUUGUGAAUUCAACUGUUAAAAUACAACAAUCUCCACAAAUCCCCAAUACUGAUAAUGUGUAUAAAUUGAGUGACAAAAUAACACUGUAAACGAAAUGAGUGUUUUGGUUAUACUAAACCUUGAUUAUAAAUAAAGUUUAUUGACAUUUUUUCUUUGUUAUGAGAAUUGUUAUAAGCAUGUGUGCCUACAAUUUAGUAGUCACAUUUACGCGAUCAAGCGUGUUCUGUAAACGUGAUAAAAUAAAAAAAUAUUACACAAUCGAAUGCAUAAGGUGACCAAUCAAAUUAAAGUAAAUAUGUAAACAUACUAUAUUGUAUUCUUUCAUUUAAAUAUUUAGUACGAUUACAAUAUACUGAGUUUUAUUAUCUAAUAUCCUGGUACUAAUCCAGUAAGAAACUACAUCUAAUGUUUUACCUGAAGUAAAUUUAGGAACCCAUGAUUUGUGUGGAAAGAAAAAGAGACAGUAACCGUAAAGGGACAUGAGGCAUAUACUUUAAGGGCUGUUUUAUUUCAAGUAACUGAAUAUCCUUCACUGUGAGAAUGGAUGGAAAUUCUCUGAAGAUCAGUACAGAACCUCAUAAAUGUCAGUUUUACAAUUCUUAAACUGAAAAUCACUAAAGAUAUCACUUGAUUGAAAGGAAAUUUUUUCGUUCACUUUUUUCUAUUUUACCAAGUAUAAGGAAGGGAAUUUUCACCGUUUCAUCUUCUCUUGAAUAAAUUUCUUUCAUCAAGACUAAUUUAAAAGAAAAUAAUUGUCAAUUAUACUAGUUAUUAUAGCAACGGGAAACUAUUGAUCUUUUUAUUUGAGAAUAACUACAUUGUAACAUUAAAAUGAGGGUAGGGAGUAAUUAUUUCAUCUCACAGAGAUUCCCUUAUUAUAAUCAUAGUACUCAUUGAAGAGUUAAGGCUAUUUUCUUAAUUUAUGAGUUAUAAAAAAUCAAUAGUAAAGAAAUCUUUUCGUCAUUAACUUGCCCUCGAUCUUCUAAAAGUCGACAUUUUAUCCAGUGACACUGAUCAGUCAUAGUUUCUUAUCCUAGUUAAGCGAACGCCCUGGAAACACCCUUCAGUUUUAUUAUUAUCAUUAAAAUUUACUGACUGUACUUCAGGUGUAAAUUAUGUACAUCAGAUAUUAUUACCCGGAACUAUUUUCACUAUACUUAUUUUUGAACUCAUUAAUUUGGAUGAUAAACAAGAGCUUUAUCGGCUAUCAUUACUGUUAGUGAUUCUUUCUAAUUCAUAUUCAUCGACUUAAAAAAUAAACUAUUUAAUCGUAAAACUAUUUUCCUAAGGAAAAAGUCAUCAGAGCGAAGAAUUAUUACUUUUCAAUUAGGUAUUCACUAAGGCUCCAUACUGAAUUAUGCGUUUUAUAAUAAUCAUGUAAUCAAUACAAAUCAAAUGUUUUUUUUUCGUAAUUUUCAGAUUAUACACUUAGUAAGCCUCAUGGGUACAGUACCAGUUGGAUCAUAUUGGACAGGGGGUAAAUUAAUGAGACCAAGACAUACUGGAGUGGAUGGUGAAAAUGCUACUAAGUGGAAAGUGAUGUUAAACUGGUCGGAUGGUCGAACUGCUCCUGCAAAAAUAUUGGGUAUAACUGAUGAUGAUGCAAAUAAUCUUGUAGAGGGUAUGACUUAUUGUCUGUCAUUAGAUAUUGCACGACUUACAUGGCAAGCUCGUGAUUGUGAACACCGUUUGCCUUAUGCAUGCUUGAUUACUAGUCGAAAUGUUUUAAUUCAAACUACCACUAGUAAUUCAUCAAUAGUAGUUAAGACACCACAAGAAAUAAAUAGUACACAAAUUUCUGCUAAUCACAAUCAUGUUAUUUCAAAACGUCGUGAAACGGCACUCGAAAAUUCUACUACAGUUAUUAACACUUCAGUAAAUACUAAUCAUUCAGAGAACAGUCAGACGAUUUCACCUUUACUGGAGUCCACUAAAUCUACCCCAGCAAGCAUAACCAUAACACCAAAUAAUACAGAGAAUUCAACUCUUGUGAUAAAUUUUAACGUGUCAACUGAGAUUCAGAAUACUUCACAGAUGGAUACCACAACCCCAUCUAGUUCACGUUCUAUAGUAACUGAGGAUAAUAAUUUUAACCAAAAUGGAAAGACCGUUUCCGAGUCAACGAUCCAACUUAAUGAGCAGCGUGUACAAUUUAAAGAACCCGCCUCUGAAACUAAUCAAACUUUCAGUGUUCCUUCUCUUCCUAAAGCUCAGGUAUUGGGUAGUAAUAGUGAUGAUGAUGAUGAUGAUGACGAUGAUGAUGAUGACGAUAAUGAUGGUGAUAACAGUGGUCGAAAUGAUUCAAACCCUUUCAGUUCAAGUGGAUUUCCGAUAACAGAUCUACAAUCGAUAUUGAGCGACAUUGGAAAGUUACAUACAACACAACCACCAUCAGCAGAAACUACUACUACUGCCACUCCCACAACUAUUAGUACUACCACAGCUGCUACUACUCCCACCACUACUAUUACCACCCCUGCUACCACUACUAUUACUACUGCUACUACUACUUCCACUACUGCUACUCCGACCACUACUACUACCACUAAUACUAUUCCUGGUAAUGAUUCUAACAAUACUACUGCUUCUACUAAUACCAAUACCACUACUAUUACUACCACCCCUACUGCCCUUACUAUUACUACUACUCCCUCUGGUACUACUGCUACUACUUCCACAACUACUACUACUUCUACUACUUCUACUACUGUUACUACGACUCCUAUCACUACUACUACUACUACUAUCACCCCUGCUACUUCUACUGUUACUACUUCUACUACUUCCGCUAAUACUACUGCUGCUACUUCCACUACUCCUACCACAACCACUGCUACUACUACUAUUCCUGGCAAUGCUUCUGCAAACAUUACUGCUACUUCUACCACUAAUCCUACCACCACUACUAAUAUUCCUGGUAACAAUUCUACCAGUACUACUGCUUCUCCUAAUAAUGCCAUCACCACUACUACUACCACCACCCCUGCUACCUCUACUAUUACUACUGCUACCACAACAACGACUAAUAAUGAUAAUAUUACUAUUACUGCUAAUAUUACUACAAGCACAACAACUACUCCUACUACUAUUACUGCUGAAAUCACUACAAGUACUGCUAAAGUCAGUGCAAAAUCAUCUACAGAAGAAACUAGUGAAGACGUCGAGAUGUCAAGUGAAACAACAUAUGCAUCAAAUACUUCAGAUAACACGUCGUUAAAUAAUUCCUUUGAGGAAAUGACAACCUCUACAACACCUGAAACAAACUCACCGGAAUCGACUGAGGUAAUGAUACAAACAAAUAACGGAUCAGAGUCUUUGAUGACAACAGUAUCCAAUUCGACGGUAAAUGUUGAAACAGAACCAACGCCACUACUCGGAUCUGAAGAACUAACGAUAUCCACAUCCGAGUCAUCAGAAGCGGGGAUCUCAUCUGUGUUAACAACACCAGUGUCAUUCCAAUCGACGGCAACAACUGAGUCGACGACGCCUUCAGGAUCUUCACCAACAGAGACAUCUACAUCACCAACCACGAAGAUUCAGAGUUCAUUACCACUGUCAACAAACGAACCAUCCCUAUCAACAACAUCUAUGGAACUUCAAUCAGUAAGGACAUCUGAGGCCAUAACAUCAACAACAUCCCAAUUAAAUACAUCAACAGGACCAAACACAACUCUGGAAUUAGAGUCAACAGAAAAUAAAUCUGGAUCUAAUACGACUAUGUUAUCACAGCCAACGACCUCAUCUGUAUCAAUGACAGCAACAGAGUCUACGGUUAUGGAAACCAUAUCCUCUGAAACAGGAACUAGUUAACAUAAUGAGAGAAAGUAAUUUUUGAUUGAAUUAUUUUACAUAAUUGACUAACUAUUUAAACGAGUUCAGUUGUAAUACUAAGUUACAAAAUUUUCAAUAUUGUAUUUUUCUUAUAUUCAAAGAUAAAUGAUGUUCUAAUAAUAUUGUUUUCCUCAAACAAAACGUUAAGUUACAAUAUCUUUUGUAAUUCAUUACAAGAAGAUCCUUAUAGUUUACAGAAACAGAAUUGAAUAUAAAUUCAGGUAUGAAAUAUUUGUAAUCGUAGAAGUUAAAAACCAUUGAGUUUUUUUCGUUUGUUGACGCCUUCUAUACUCAUAGUAGGUAAUAUUAUCUUUACGAACAAUUAUAUUGUUUCAUAUAACCAGUCAGUUUGCUAAAAAUAAAUAGAUGAUCUUUAAUAUUUUGAUACAUUUAUCAAAUAUCGUGUUAUUGAACUCAGUUAUGCCAUUUUUUAAUACCCCGUAUAGUAUAUUUUAAUCAAUAUUUAAAACGAGAAUUUGAUCCUGUAAAUGCGGAAAGCUAAAAAUACAAAUUAAACUAUCAAAUUAGUA